GUUUAGCAAAUGAUCAACUGCUUGCGUCGUUUUGUUCUGACGUCCCUUUUUUACAGAAAUAAAAAAUCCGGGAUUUAACAGCAAUAAAUUAUGAGAAUAUCGGCAAGUGCUUAUUGAAUAUAGGAUAGUUGUUUGUUUAGGAUGGGUGAUAGCGGUACUGCUAAAAGUGCAACGGGCCAAAAUGAACCUGUAAUGAAAGGAUGGUUAUUCAAAUGGACUAAUUACCUUAAAGGCUACCAAAGACGUUGGUUUGUACUGCAAAAUGGGCACCUCUCCUAUUACAGGGUGGAAAACAAUGGAGCUGUGUCCACACUAUCUAUUAGAAGAAGGCGCAAAUUUAGAUCUGGGAACCAGGCUGAAAUGGCACACACCUGCCGUGGAAGCAUCUCCCUACAUGGCGCUCUCAUAUACACGGUGGACGCCACAACUUUCGUCAUAUCUAAUGGGGGCACGCAGACCUUUCACAUACGCGCUGCUUCUGAGGUGGAGAGACAGUCCUGGGUCACAGCUCUGGAACUGGCCAAGGCCAAAGCCAUGUUGAAACCGUAUAUAUCUUGGAACCAGUUGAUGAAUAUGAAAAAUGUUAGAAGAAACAUGGAGUCCGAAGACGACGAAGAACAAGAGGUCGAUGGUUCGGGUAACCCCGAAGAAUGGUCUUCGGUCAUCCGGAAGCUGGAGGCUCAGCUGAACGAUCUGGAGACCUGCAGCGAGCUGAUCCAGAAACACUGGAAGUCCCUCUGCAAGCCGCUCAACGAACUGGAGUCCAACAAUGGGGACAUCGAGAUGUGUCAGGGUAAAACCAAGGAGGUGGGGGAGAGGGCCACCUUGUUCAGGAUCUCCACCAAUGCCAUGAUAAACGCCUGUAUGGAAUAUUUGAAAACCUGUCAGACUCACGGUAACAAAUGGAUACGUUUGCUGGAGCACGAAAGGGAGCAGAGAAUGAGGCUUCAGGAGAUGGUGGAGACCCUUGCUCAGCAGCAUUCUAAUUUAGAACAAGCGGCCAAUGCUCAUUCCCACAAACCGAUGAACUCAGGCGAGGCUGACGAAGAGGACGAGCACGAGUUCUACGAUGCAAUAAACGAGAAUCCGGGCAGUCCAGGAAGCACGGGUGAUAAUUGUUUAACGUUCAACAUACCGACUGGUAACACGCACAGGAGGCACAGUUCCGGGAGCUCCAGCGAAGUUGAUGAGGCGCAGGAAACGAAACAUGUUGUUGUAGUGACCGAAAAAGCCAGAAAAAUUACCCAUCCCGAACAGCCGGCGAACAGCAUGUUGGCCAAAACGUCGGACAGCUCGAGAAAGAGGAGAAACAGAAUUCCGGACAAACCGAACUAUCCCCUGAACCUGUGGGGCAUCAUGAAGAACUGCAUAGGGAAAGAUCUGUCCAAAAUACCGAUGCCGGUAAAUUUCAGCGAGCCGCUGUCGAUGCUGCAACGGCUUACUGAGGAUUACGAGUAUGCCGAUAUCCUAGAUGUAGCUGCCAAGUGUACCGAUCCAUGCGAACAGCUUGCCUACGUAGCUGCCUUUACAAUUUCCGCAUAUUCUACAACGGCCAUCAGAGCGGCCAAGCCAUUUAAUCCAUUACUAGGAGAAACGUACGAGUUUGACAGAACGGAAGAUUUAGGUUGGAAAGUUAUAAACGAGCAGGUGUCCCAUCAUCCACCGAUGGUGGCCCAGUUCUGCGAGGGCAAAGAUUGGACCUGCUGGCAGGAAUUCACGAUGACGUCGAAGUUCAGGGGCAAAUAUCUACAGGCAAGUGAUAUUAUACCUCUGGGGAGCGCUGUUUGCGAAUUUAAGGAAUCCAAGAAUAAAUUUUCCUGGAGAAAAGUCACCACCACCGUUCAUAACAUUAUCGUGGGAAAAUUAUGGGUCGACCAGCACGGUGAUAUGGAAAUAAUAGGAAGGGGAAAUGCCGAAGGCAUCAAAUGCCACCUGAAAUUCAUACCGUACUCCUACUUCGGUAGAGAUUCCCAGAGAAGGGUCAAAGGAGUCGUCAUGGACGCCCAAAACAACGUCAAAUGGGCCAUAGACGGCACCUGGGACGAUCAGGUGGAGGUCUCGCCGGUCAUAAGCGACGUGGGCACCCCCUCCAACCCCGUGUACAAGACGGGGCCCGCGGUGCUGGCGUGGAAACGCACCCCCAUCGACCCCGAGGCGGAGAACUACUACAAUCUGAGCGUGUUCGCGUGUCAGCUGAACGAGAUGGAAGAGGGCGUGGCCCCCACGGAUUCCCGCCUACGGCCCGACCAGCGAUUGAUGGAGAUGGGCAAGUGGGACGAGGCCAACGAGGAAAAGCUGAGGCUGGAGGAGAAACAGCGAGCCGUCAGGCGCAAGAGGGAGUCCGAGGUGGAGAAGGCUGCUAGCGAAGGUCGUUCGUUGGAAGGUUACAAACCCUUGUGGUUCGAGCAGAAAGAAGAUCCAGAUACAGGCACCAUAAUGCACGUUUACAAGGGGAACUACUGGGAGUGCAAGCAGAAACAGGAUUGGUCCAUGUGUCCCGACAUCUUCUAGAUCGAUGCCGAGGGAAGGGUCGAAGAUCAUAGUUAAUUUUCCUCUUUCGGAGUACCACAUCUGCAGUUUGCACAUAUUGUCACCCGUUUUGAAAAAAAAGUAUACAAACCAUAAGUUUAAGCUUUCAAAAGUUACCGAUUAGUCACCAUAACCAGUUGAAAUUUUUGUAAUUUGUAUUUGUCAUCGAUUGGAUUGGUCGGAAUGACGAUGAUGUUGAACACCUGUGUUAUUUGAGAGAACAUUUGUGAUAGUAUGUAAAUAAUUGAGAGUCCUAUCUAUUAUCGUACUUUUCUUUGCUGUGAAACUUUUUAAACCACUUAUCGGAGUAAAUUAUUACAGUGAAACUCUAAAUUAUCGAUUGUUGUUGUAUAUAUUGUACGAUUCAGAUAAUGUAAAGCUUCUUGCUAGGUUCAAUGAAUAAUUUUUUAAUAUAUCAGUUAAAUCA
Messenger RNA from Coccinella septempunctata (seven-spotted ladybird), 2956 nucleotides. It is a transcript of the gene Osbp, whose product is annotated as oxysterol-binding protein 1. Lineage: Eukaryota; Metazoa; Arthropoda; Insecta; Coleoptera; Coccinellidae. Gene Ontology annotation, cellular component: intracellular membrane-bounded organelle; cytosol; membrane. Gene Ontology annotation, molecular function: sterol binding. The transcript has 14 exons. The coding region runs from base 142 to 2511 and encodes 789 amino acids. The record is from RefSeq and is a predicted model, not a curated record.